Molecule: messenger RNA, 2441 nt
Organism: Callorhinchus milii (elephant shark)
Lineage: Eukaryota; Metazoa; Chordata; Chondrichthyes; Chimaeriformes; Callorhinchidae
Gene: mfsd2ab
Product: major facilitator superfamily domain containing 2ab
Exons: 14
Coding region: 42-1721 (559 amino acids)
Biological process (GO): carbohydrate transport
Cellular component (GO): membrane
Molecular function (GO): lysophospholipid:sodium symporter activity
Source: RefSeq, a predicted model, not a curated record
GGAAUGGAAUUCAGGUCCACGCCUCUGAUCGUCAUCCUCUGAUGGACGGGAAGGAAGAGGCGGAUUGUGCUCUCCAUUCAUUUGGCGGUGACUCCGCUCUCCCCAACACUAUGGCCAAAGGGGAGCGCAGCGCUGAGAGCCACUGCCGACAAAUCGGUCUGUUACACAGAGCCCCGUCUGCGGACAACGCUCCUCUCAAACAGAGGGAAGUUAAGAAGAAUCUGUCGGUGUGCAGUAAGCUAUGUUACGCCGUAGGCGGUGCUCCCUACCAGAUAACUGGAUGUGCCAUUGGCUUCUUCCUGCAGAUUUACCUCCUGGAUGUAGCCCAGCUUGACCCGUCCUCUGCCUCCUUGAUCCUAUUCAUCGGCAGAGCAUGGGACGCCAUCACAGACCCUACCAUCGGAUUUUUCAUCAGCAAAAGUAAAUGGACGCGAUUUGGAAGAUUGCUGCCCUGGAUUAUCUGCUCCACACCAUUUGCAGUUGCCUCGUACCUCCUCCUGUGGUACGUCCCGGAUAGUAAUGUGUCAGAGAUGGGAAAGAUCUUCUGGUACCUCAUCUUCUACUGCUCGUUCCAAACGAUGCAGACGUGCUUUCAUGUUCCGUACUCAGCCCUUACGAUGUUCAUCAGCCCAGAUCAAAAGGAAAGGGAUUCUGCCACAGCUUACCGUAUGACGGUGGAGGUGCUGGGAACUGUCUUGGGGACCGCCAUCCAGGGUCAGAUUGUCGGUCAGGCUGGUGCCGCUUGCCUUCAGAAUCACCGCUACAUGGUGCAGAAUGGCUUCAACACUUCACUGCCAACUGCGGACGUCAACACCACACUCUACAACCAAAGCACCUCCAUCGACCAACUGAAACAAGCGUAUUUGAUAGCAGCUGCCGUGAUUGGUGGUGUGUACAUCCUGUGUGCCAUCAUUCUGUUUGCUGGCGUCAGGGAGAGAGAGGAGCCCUGUUACAAGAAGAUGCAGAAAUCGUACUCCUUUUUCAAGGGCCUGAAACUUGUCAUGAGCUACGGACCUUAUGUGAAGCUAAUCAUUGGUUUUCUCUUUACAUCGUUGGCUUUUAUGCUUCUGGAGGGGAAUUUUGCCCUGUAUUGUUCCUACACAUUGGGCUUCCCCAAAGACUUCCAGAAUAUUCUCCUGGUAAUCAUGCUUUCAGCGACCCUGACCAUCCCGUUCUGGCAAUGGUUUCUGACGCGAUUUGGGAAGAAAACGGCCGUGUAUUUUGGCAUCCCGUCAGCCGUCCCAUUCCUCAUCCUGAUCAUCCUGGUCAAGAGGAACCUGAUCGUGGCUUACGUCGUCUCCUUCGCCUCCGGAGUGAGUGUGGCCGCCGCUUUCCUCUUGCCGUGGUCUAUGUUACCGGAUGUUGUCGAUGACUUUAAACUGAAGAACCCGGACUCGAUAGGACACGAAGCGAUAUUUUAUUCCUUCUACGUCUUUUUCACCAAGUUUGCCUCUGGGAUCUCCCUCGGCAUCUCCACCCUCAGCCUCGACUUUGCAGGCUACCAGACCAGGGGGUGCACCCAGCCCGAUGCUGUGCACCUCACCCUGAAGAUGUUGGUCGCCCCGGCACCCGUUUUCCUCAUUGUCAUCGGCGUCAUUCUCUUCAAACUCUACCCCAUCGACGAAGAGACGAGGAUGAAGAACAGAAAAGCUUUGGAGGAUUUACGAGACAAUGGGCAAGACUCUGAAACAGACUUGUAUGAACUUGGCAGCAGUGUAUAACAAACACCAGAAUGUUUACGUGUUUUAAAAUUCUGAGCUCAGGAGUUCUGGACAGUGAGCGUGAGACUGAAACAGGAAUUAACAUGUUCCCUGUCUCUGUGCCGUGCAGCCUCUCCUCUACAGCGACAUCAAUCAAGACUUGACAGAUGAACCUAACUAAUGCUUUUUCAGGAGUAAUAAUCCCAUCAAAAAAAAAUAAUAAUUUAGUCACUCAAUCCAUGACUGUUUGUGGGACGCUGCUGUGCGCAAUUGGUUGCCGCGUUUCGCCCAUAAAAACACACAGUCCACUACACUUUACAGUAUAUUUUGUGAAGCGCUUUGAGACGUCUCAACGACGUGAUAAAACGCAAAAUCAAAUGCAAGUAUUAUUAUAACUAAUCAUUGAAUAACACAAUUACUGUCAAUCAUUGAGCUCAGGAUUGGUAUACAGGGUACAUUACACUAAUGAAAGUAAAUAUUGUGUCUUUGUGUUUGAUUUGUAAAUUAAAUGUUAAUUUAGAGAAAUGUACAGGUGACUUUAAUGGUGUAAAUUUGUAUAAUUUCUAAUUGACUGUAUAUUGUAAAUUAAUUAGCUGUGUUAAUAAAAAAAAGCUCUCCAAAUUGUUUUAGGAGGCAAAUGCAGGACCGUUAAAUAGCUAAUAUCUGAGCAGAAAGAUCAAGAUUUAACACCAAACUUAGUUAGUGGGUUAAAUGUGGAGUCCUGUAACCCGGGUUAGAGCA